This is a messenger RNA of Leishmania braziliensis MHOM/BR/75/M2904, 3909 nucleotides long. RefSeq names its product glycosyl transferase, putative. The transcript has a single exon. The coding region runs from base 1 to 3909 and encodes 1302 amino acids. The record is from RefSeq and is a predicted model, not a curated record. Gene Ontology annotation, cellular component: membrane. Lineage: Eukaryota; Euglenozoa; Kinetoplastea; Trypanosomatida; Trypanosomatidae. Gene Ontology annotation, molecular function: alpha-(1->3)-fucosyltransferase activity.
AUGAAGAGCCGCGCACGCAAGCCGCUCGCGGAGGCGACAAGGAGGGCCGCGCAACCGUCGUACCAAAGUGAGGACGCGUGCGAGGCUGAUUUCUCGCAUCACUCGUCCGGCGCUGUCCCGAUGUCGGUGCACGCCGUGGAUGUGGGUCACGAUGAUGACACGGUUGGCACAAGCAGUGGGGGCAACACCGAGUAUAUUAUGCGGGGUGGUACGGCCGCACCUGGGGAUGAUGCGACAAAUAAGCGCAACGCGAAGGUCACCACUAAUCAGGCGGGCGUGCUGUGGCAACGCUGCCUUCGGCUCUGUUGCGUGGCUUCUCGCCAUAUAUUUCACCCCUGCGUUGGCUUGGCCGGAGAGAAAGACAGGCGUGCGAGUACCCCCGGUGGGGAGGGCGACAAUCGUGGCUCGCUUAAGACGCCGCAGCGCCUUCGUCGGUUACGCGCAGGCUCGGUUCUGCGUCUUCUCGCGUGCUUUACCGCUUGGCUCAUUGUUGUAAUGUUUCUUGCCAUGAGGGGUGAAGAGAUCGUUGGCAUGAGCCAGCGGAAUGCGAUGCAGGUGGGCUUUUGGGGGCAGCCCUUGUUGGACUGCCAGUGCGCCAGCAAGGAGCUUAUCGCGGAAGCGGAGCAGCUUGGCUCAAUGCUGGCCGAGUCGGAGACGACGACGACUACUCUUGGUGGUGGUGGAAAUAACGGUCACGGCGUUGCGCAGCGCGAGCCGCGCCGGCUGGUGGAGACCCUUGCCGCGGUUAAGCGUUGGUUUCAUGCGAUGGUAUUCGGCUCCGUGCGACCCACGAAAGUGGGUUGCGUAGAGCGCAAUCCGCUAUCGUAUACUUUCCUGCACCGAGAGGCAGUGCCGUGGAUGACUAUCACUGCUGCUGCUCACCGAACAAAGAAGGAAUGGUCUGCCGACCCACGCGGUCGCGAAUCUCUCUUGCCUUUCCCAGUGCCCUCUUCCGCAGAGGAGCGAGGGCGUCUUUGGCAGGAGCUACAGGCAGACCCCACACGGAUUGGCCCUGGCGGCGCUACUGAGGAGAUCAGUGUUGCCGUCAGUGGCAAAUGGGGUGACUUCCGGAGCUACCUGUGCGAUGAUCCUCCGAAUGCGACGCCCGUUGCGGAGUAUUACCUGGACCCGGUGCGCGUGUCACUGCUCGACCACAUGAACGGGGGGAAACAGGGGCGCCCUGCACCGUCGGUCUGUGACGGCUGUGCUUUUCACUGCGUGCAUCCACGCCUCGUGCGAGGCAGCUGUGCGGGCCGGACUGGCGUUGAGAGUGAUGCCAGUGCGGAGAGCUGCGACAGUGGGGAUGCGGCGAUUUCGUGGGCGGUUUCUCUUGAGGACGUGGAUGCUGGACUUGUCCAUGUCCCCUCUGGCAGUGGUGAGAGCGUCGAAGUGACACGCAAUGACCUCUUCACUUGCAAGUUGCUGAAUCGCAAGAAGGGCAGGGACAUCGGCAGACGGGUGAACCGCUACAGCCAGGACCCCACGAACCACCACCUGCUGCUAUCCGUCGAUGUGUGGCUGACCCACUUUGACAACGGACUACCGCUGUUCUUUGCCAAUGACAUGCGUGCCUCGCAGCAGGGGUCCGCUGACGGCGGUAACGUGUCCAUCAAGCGCCUCCUGCCGGUGCACACGGGCUUUGUUCACGGCGAGUCACUCCAGUCAAUUCCGUUCUAUUCGCUCCAGACGACGUACUGGCUGCAGUACGAUUCUGUGUACCUGCAGAGCGUGGUAAGGCGACCGGAUCAGGUACCUUUGAUGCCGACGGCAUCCGGUGAACGGGCCCCGGCACCCACCCGCUUCGGGACAUGGACAAUGACGAGCAUACAGUUGCGCGACUUUCAGCUGGUGGUGUACUUCAAUCAGUUGCGCCGUCGGCUGCUGCGUGGUGAAGAAGCGGACGCGUUCAUCCCGCUGACAGCACGUGACGCGCCAGCAGUGCUGCCGUGGGCGUCGGUGAGGGCGGCAGAUAGAGGGUCUGCAUCACGUGCGAUGGCGACCGGGGAGCUGGCACGACUCGGCUUUGAGCUGCUGCAUGGUGCGAACCCGAUGAUGCUGCCGAUGUACGGAGAUGACAUGCGCUCACCGCUGCAGCCGGUUGCGUGGCGCCCGCAGACGUCGGCGGAGUGGUCUGGACGUGCGGCUGUAGGCAAAGACGCGCGGUCGCCUCCUCGUAUCCGAGCAAUUGCAGUGAUGAUUAGUAAUUGUCGUCAUAACCGCAUGAGGUGGCUGUCUGAGCUCUGCCGCUACUACCCAGUGCAUAACUACGGCCGAUGCGUAAUUCCGAAGCCGACUCCGUUGCCGGGGGACGCGGUGCCGACACCGGGUAUUCCGCAGUGUGCCAAGAUGUCCAUUCCGUUUGAGUGCGGGCGGGGCGCUAUCCAGAAGCGGCACAAUGAUGCACUGGAGUCGAUAAGGAUGGCGAACGAGAGCCUCCGGCGCGGCAAGACGACUGUGCACAAGAUGCUGCACUCCGCUAAGGACUACGGUGUGCGAUGUGUGUUCCGCAAGUACCGAUACGCGUUACCCUUUGAGAACAGCUUCGAGGACGACUACGUGACAGAGAAGGUGUACAACGCGCUGCUGUCCGGAGCUCUGCCGCUGUACAUUGGUGCGAUGAACAUCGCGGACUUCGUGCCGAGUGUCUUGCGGAGGUCUGGCGACGAGGCUGAGCAGUUUCGCGGUCUCUCUGUCGUUCCGGUGCUGCAGAUGUUUCCUCUGCUCAACGAGACGGCGUGGCGCCGGGAGGCGAACAGCGUGUUGGAGUCGCAGGAAAGGGACGAGGUGAUGACGCGGCAGGUGCUGCGCACGCAUGCCGCGGUGCUGCGGGCGCAAGCGUCCAAGAUAGCGCAGGUUGUCGAGGGCGACGGUGCCGCGGCUAAGAAGUACGCGAGCACAAUGGCUUCUGCAUCGGCUGUAGCGUCUGGCCUGGAGAUGGCCGUGCAGGCGUCGCGCCACGUCUCCCAGCACCACUACAUGCUGUACACCGAUGCCACCUAUUCGACAGAGACCGUGUUGCUAAGGAAGAAGUACGGCGAGCCUGCAGAGGCGAAUGCGACAUGGGCCGAUGGCGCGUUGAGUAGCGAUAGCACAUCUGCAGAGCGCGCGUUUUCGAAUCCAGCCGGGACUUGGCCGCCGUUAUUGGCAGAGGCAAAGGCCAAUGCGACGGAUGCCGCCGACAGAGCCGGUCAUGUGGCCGAUGGUGAUAAUAUCGGUGCGGUGGUGCCCUUGCCGGAUGACCCCUCUGCGUACUUUUUGGGCUACGGCCAGUGCAGCUACCUACAGCACGUGCACAGUGAUGCGCGUGAUGCCAUCAGUGAUGGUGCGGUGCCGAAGAGCAACUAUACGGGGACACGUGAGCACCUUGCGUUGAGAACGAGCUGGUUGCUGACGCCCAACACCGCUCGGGGCUUCUUGAAGGAAGUGGCUGAGAGUCGAGCACGCAACGCGACGCUUGCGAAGACGAGGCGGCGUGCAGUGGAGGUGUUCCCUGAGCUGAGUGGUGAUGAUGCGAUAGCGAAGCGCAGGCUUCGCUCAAUGCCUCGUCAGGUGCAGGGCGACGCGUACUCGCGGCACUUCAACCGUGUUGAUGUGCCGCCCGCAGCAGCGUACGAGCGCGAGCUCUCUGCAACUGCGGUGCCCGGUGGCGCCCCCCCGCCGCCGAUGAAUGGAUUCGCACAGCUCGCUGCGUACCUGCGUGCCCUUGACGAGAACCCGGAUUUGAUCGACGAGGCGGGGUACUUUGACUGGUGGCGUGCGGAGCGGAUGGAGGACCUCGGCGACGCCUUCUUGAGCGCCUUGUACCGGGAGAACCCGCUGUGCUCGAUAUGCGCAGCUGCACUAGAGAAGAAGGCGGCGCAGAAGGGAGGCACCGCAACCGGACCGACGCACGACAGGAGUGCUGCUUGA